Messenger RNA from Orbicella faveolata, 1661 nucleotides. Its product is annotated as lysosome-associated membrane glycoprotein 1-like. Gene Ontology annotation, biological process: establishment of protein localization to organelle. The record is from RefSeq and is a predicted model, not a curated record. NCBI's taxonomy places the organism in Eukaryota, Metazoa, Cnidaria, Anthozoa, Scleractinia, Merulinidae. Gene Ontology annotation, cellular component: late endosome membrane; lysosomal membrane; plasma membrane.
UGUUGUCACAUGUUCAUCUCUGUCUGGGACGAGUUGAUUGAUGUUUUGUUCGCAGAAGCGUGUUGAAUGCUCUUUUAGAAAUAUUGUGAUCGCAUUAGAAAAUACCGCUUUAAAGUACAACAGAUAUCAGGUAGAUCUUGCAGUUCCAGUUGUCUAACCAAAAGACUGUUCAAUAGUAGCUGAUAGAUCGAAACGCUGUUGUUUGAGACUUCUGAAUCAUGGCUGCGAAGACCAUCUCUUGUUUACGGUUGUAUGGUUAUGUUAUUGUCGGUCUGGUCGUGGUUAAACUGAUUGCUGGUGAUGACAGUGCAUCAAGUCCCCUUUCUCCAGUAAUGGGAUAUGGCCAUUUUAAUGUAUCUAAUAAAGAUGGAAAAAUAUGUAUCUUGUUGGAUUUGUCUUGUUCUGUUAGUGUGCAAGUGAAUAACACAGUCCUUCAGUAUGUUCUUCCACUGAAUGCUUAUUCAGAUGGAAGCUGCAGUAAGGAAACAUCAUCAGUUACUCUUUUUUGGGAAGAUCUUGGGACCAGCCUGACUCUCUCCAUGGCAUUUACAAAUGUGGAAGAAAAAUGGAAAGCAACCAGCCUUGCCUUCACUGCAGUAACUACAGUUGAUAACAGAACAGAGACCAAUGUAAGUGCUGUGCAGAAUGACUCCAGCAAGCUAGUGAUAACAGCAAACAAAGAGAAAAGCUUUCAGUGCAGUAAGAGCCUGGACAUAGCAUUAAAGAGCAAGGAGCCAGUAACAGUGACCAUGAAGAAAAUAAAGGUGCAGCCAUUUGGUGACAGCUUUGGUAAAGCUGAUGUUUGUUCUUCAAGUAGCAAUGGAACUCCUGCCGAACCAGUGGACACAGUUGUACCAACUGCUGUGGGUUGUGUGUUGGCCGGCUUAGUCAUCAUACUUAUCAUUACAUAUUUUGUGGGCCGCUGUAAGAAACCUGGCUAUGAGAAAAUGUGAUUUUAAUUUUGGUGCAAGGAAAUAAUGAAUGUGAUCAAUAAUCCAAAUUAUUGGAGGCUGUGUGAAAAAUUAAUUAAAGAUCAUUGGACUAGAGCACUACACAAGUGAGAAGAUGACAGUGGAGGGUUUUCAGUAGUUUACAGUAGCUCUGUCACGAAAUGUUGUAGUCAUUUUACUGAUGUACAAACUCAGUUCAAAUUGAAGGGGUCAUUACAAUUGUAGUUUGAUGUCAAAGAAAGCAAUGACGGGGCAUUUUGUUUACAUAAUUUAUGUGUGAAAAAGUAUCCAAUGAUAAGACUGAGCAAAUGACAGCAAUGGAAUUAGUGUUGAAUUGUAUCUAAUUUAACUUGCACUGGCUUCAUAAAAUCACUCAAACAAGUCAAGCUGUUCAAUAGCCAGGGGGGGACUCCCUUAUAGAAAGGAUGGGGGUGCUCGUCGGAAAUUUUGAAAAGAACCCCUCAGAGGUAUCAAGUUCCUGUUUGUGGGCAUGCCUUGAUUUUUUUUCUCCCCCAAGAGAUACCAAUAAUCCUUACAUAACACAUUAUCUCCCGUAAUAUUUUUUCACCUCAAUACCCUUAAAGGUACCGCAAAAGUUCCUUUUGAGGCUGAACACUCUCAAGAGGUACCAAAACCACUUUUUUAACCCUAAAAGGUAUGAUGAGCACCCCUGUUGUAUUUAUAUGGGAGUUGUUCAACCCCCCCCCCCCC